AUGGCGCGUCACACGCCAGAUGCGCACAAGCGCAAAUAUGUCCAGCACAAGACCAAGUCUGGCGCCAACAGCGCACCGCUAGGACCUGGCAGAGAUAGCAAGACGGGAGGGCGUGCAGGCGGGUUCAAAGUCGGUCCAGCACACGCUCCAGACGGCAGCUAUCUGGGCAAAGGUGAGCCAGUCCAUUGUAUCCCACUCAGACUUCCCUCUCCUCAUGACAAGUGAGCUUACCACGUGAUGCUCCGCCGCUAUUCGGCCGCUUGUGCAGCCAAGAAACGAAAAGCGCAGCUGAUAGAGAAUGCCAAGGUCAAGGCUGCUUACUAUGCGCGACACGGCGGACGAGACACGACUCGACGCGAGCAAGAGCUCAAGGUGGAUGGCGAGUCACAAUCGUUAGCAGGGCCCUCUGCUGCAAGUCUAGGUCGCUUCGCUCCUGAAGACGAGGACACGAAGCGACUGAUCGAGCAAGCAGAGAAACAGCCGGACAUUCGGUUGAAGCAGGCCAAGCCUCCGCGGGACGCUGUUACACAGGACAACAGUAGCACAUUUCGACGCGCAGAUCUCGAAGGAGGAGACAGUGUCAGCAAGCAGCAAAAAGAGAGAGGCGUAUCAAAGACAUCAGAUGCGAGCUCGGCGAAGAGCAAAAGACUGAGCAGGGAAGAAGCACUGCAGGACAGGAAGAGGAGAUCAAGCUUGGGCGGGAAAGUCAACAGGAAAGGGCAACCAAACCUUGGAGCACGAGUUGGCUUACUCCUGGACAAGCUGCAGCGAUAG
Ceraceosorus bombacis is the source of this 774-nucleotide messenger RNA. NCBI's taxonomy places the organism in Eukaryota, Fungi, Basidiomycota, Exobasidiomycetes, Ceraceosorales, Ceraceosoraceae. The record is from the annotation of a GenBank genome assembly.